Molecule: messenger RNA, 1179 nt
Organism: Contarinia nasturtii (swede midge)
Lineage: Eukaryota; Metazoa; Arthropoda; Insecta; Diptera; Cecidomyiidae
Exons: 3
Coding region: 26-562 (178 amino acids)
Source: RefSeq, a predicted model, not a curated record
AGUGCACUGAAAGAAAACAACAAAAAUGUUCAAGAUAUUUCUAAAAUUUUGCAUUUGCAUUUCGAUUGGUUGUCAUUCGGUUUUCGUACCCGAAUUCGAAAGAUUUGAUUUACAAGAUGUCAUUAAAAGUGUUUUCGAAGUAAAUUACAAUAAUCUUAAACAGAAAUAUCUAACAGAAAUCAAGAACCUAAAAGGAGCCAAAUUUUCUCAAAACUCCGAAAAGGAUUGUAAUGUUACGGAAAAAAUUCAGCUUCUGAAUAGGGCGUUUACGCGGAAAGCAGAAGAUAUAAAAGAUCUGCAUAAGCAAGUAAUAAAAAUGUUCGAUCGACGCUACCACACGAAAAGUAUCGAUUCUAUCGUUGAGUAUUUUGAAGAAGCUUUUUCUGAUUUCUGCAACUUCAUAAAAGGUGCCGAUUGGACUGCAAUUUUUCAUCCGUUGAAUAAUUCUUCACAUCGCACACAUGAGAAAGGUUUUGGUGUAAUACCUGCAGGCUUGAAUUCAACUUCUUCGUCGCCAGCAAAUACAUACAACGAUACCGAAAGUAUAAAUUACAUUAAUUGAGUAAAGUCAUGCGUGUUUUUCAUAAAAUGUUUUUUUACUUGAAAACUGAUGUUGCAUAUAAAUAUCUUUUAUUUAAAAUAAAACAUGAAUCGGACUUGACACAAUUAUAUAGGAAAAUGUUGUUCAUAAAUAUAUUGAAUUUGAUUUAGCCGAAUAUAUUCAUGGGGCACAAAAAUUUAGGAGACAUAUGAAAGUGCAACACACUGAGCAUUUAGUUGAUGAUUUAGGUGAGCUAACAAUAGCUCAAAUUGCCAAUAUAAUCGAGAGGAGAAUAAUUAAUUUAGUUUAUUUAAUUUAUUUACUGAAAAUACACAAAAGGUUCAGAGUGUAUUUAUAAGCUCAACACACAAACAAAAACCUUGCCAAAGUACAUUUCUUAUAUGCAAACAAGCAGAGCGUUUGAAAAUUCAAUUGCUGCGAAGAUCGAUUAAUUUUAAUGUUUAUCACGAAAUUUUGAACGGUUUAAAUGCUGAAGAUCUUUAUAACCAAACUGAUUUUUCAAGUCAUAGUGUGAUCACAAAAUAUAUCCAAUCCGGUUUGUGGUUGAAGAAUAGAUCAAGAUAGAAGGAACAUACAUUGAAAAGAUGGCAACGUUCAAAUGUCAUAGUAAACAAAUG